AUGGCGAGCUACGAAGACGACCACAACAUCUGUGGGCCUGUCACAUCCCAACCGCCACCUCGUCAACGCAUAGACCUAUCCGGCUUCUUUGCCACUCUCGACCUCGCAAAUGCAAACAGUAGUGGAGGAGGGGCGGCCGAGGAUAAUGAAGCGCCUUUCCGGUCGCUAGCUGCAGCUUUUCGAGAACUUCCAGAUACACCAGUGAUGGAAAGUCUUUUGCAACAGCUGAUAUCAGAAGCGAGUGACCCGGGUGCAAAGGUCCAAGGUGUGCCGGAUAGCUUUUUUGAUGGGCUGGAGAGGGUGCCGAAGAAUAAGCUGAAGAAGGACGAUACUUGUAGUAUAUGCAAUACUGCUUUCCUUGAUGACCCAUAUCCUUUGGUGGUCGUACUUCCUUGUCAUACAGCGCAUAUGUUCGAUCUGGAGUGUAUCCAUCCAUGGUUGAAGCUUCAUUCGACAUGUCCCCUCGAUCGUAUCGACCUCUUGAAGAAAAAAGAGCCCAUCCCUCCACCAGUUGAUGACGAGGAGGAGGAGGAGUGGGAUGAAAAUUACGGCUAA
Molecule: messenger RNA, 555 nt
Organism: Morchella importuna
Lineage: Eukaryota; Fungi; Ascomycota; Pezizomycetes; Pezizales; Morchellaceae
Exons: 5
Coding region: 1-555 (184 amino acids)
Source: RefSeq, a predicted model, not a curated record